Messenger RNA from Scheffersomyces stipitis CBS 6054, 3372 nucleotides. RefSeq names its product serine/threonine protein kinase (gene FUN31). The transcript has 5 exons. The record is from RefSeq and is a predicted model, not a curated record. The annotation marks the transcript as partial. Gene Ontology annotation, cellular component: cytosol; nucleus; cytoplasm. NCBI's taxonomy places the organism in Eukaryota, Fungi, Ascomycota, Pichiomycetes, Serinales, Debaryomycetaceae. Gene Ontology annotation, molecular function: ATP binding; protein serine/threonine kinase activity. Gene Ontology annotation, biological process: protein phosphorylation; intracellular signal transduction; negative regulation of glycogen biosynthetic process.
UUCAAAGAUAUAAACGAAAUUCUCAACUUCCCUAUAGAAUCGUCGCAUGCCUAUUCCUACGCCCAUCUUUCGCCCAACUCGUUGGCUCUCCGUCUUAAUGUGCUCAAGAGAUCAUUAGAGAUCCUUAAAGACAGACCAGACUUAUUCAAAUGGCAAUUUUUGCUGAGUGAACCUCCUUCCAUUCACUCCGAAAAUCAUUCGGGAACAAACUCUCCACGCAUACCUUCGGUGCACCCGUUGUACACUCACGGAAACCUCAGCACAGAGAUAAUUGACACUAUUGGUAAUCAAAAGUAUAAAGUACAGAAUAACGCAUCUUCUGCCGCAUUGGCAGCGUUUUUUAGACCUCCCCUUAAGAGAUCUGAUAGUCUUCCCAUUACUUCUGAAUCCGCAGAAGAAAUCGACGACCUGUUGCAACUUCCAAAGGUAACAAGAGUAGUCUCGAGUUCUGCUACUUUUUCACACGACAGCAUCUUGAGAGACGACUUGAAGGAUAUAAUCACAUUGUUGGAAAACGACCUUGAUUCGUUAGUAAGCAAAAAUUCGGAGAUAGCUUCAACAUUGCACGAUUUAUCCUUAUCUAAUAACGAUAAAGGUGAUGGUAUCACGACUAAAGAUAACCAUUUGCGGUAUGAGUUUGUCAAGAACAAGUUGCUUUAUGCAUUGGCUACUCCAUUUGUAGAGAAUUCAGCUAUGACAUCUUCUCUUUUGCAAAGCGAUGGCUCGAGUUCUACUUCCAGCAUACCUGUCCGUCCUUCUACUACAGCAUUGAACAUGUUAAACAACAAUUACACCACACAGCCACCUCCUUCCAGUAACAGUCGUCCUUUUCAUGCCAUGCCGGCGGGAAAGCACACAUUGCCUCAGUCUGUAUUCACAGUAGAGGUAGAUACUCCCUGGUCUGUGAAAGCUGCUAACGAUUUAGCCUGUCUUAUGUUUGGUGUUCUGAAGAAUAUGAUCAGAGCCCUAACAUUGAUGGACUUGAUAGCUCCACAGUUCCGAGACUUUGUCUCUGACAGAUUGACGAAGUACAUGCAAGAAGACUUGGAGACUUCACUCAAGAUGAAACGUAACUCGGGCAACAUGAAACAGAAGAACAUCUUGUUUGCUGGAGAGAUUGUAGCCAUAGCCAGACCUGGUGAUCAGAACUAUGCCUGGACAUCUAUGUGGGCAAAAAGGAAAGGAAAUUUGAUCAUUUGUAUGUUUGAUCAGAUUCCCUGUGAUGCAUUUGAUAUUGUCAUAGCCAAAAACAAAGAGGAUGUCAAAAACAAUGGAUCCUACAAUAUUCAAUCUAUAAAUGAAAUUGCAGGCAAGUUCAUCGAUCUGCUUGAUAUCCUGAAGUUCACCAAGUUAGAUGACGUCAGCGACACUUUAGCUGCAGAAUUGUCUGACGGCGAUCAGAGCAUUAUAGAUGAUCCAAUGGACGAAGAUGAUUAUGAGCUGGCGCAGGAUGUGGCUGAUAGUGAAUUAAUCAACCAUACGCGUUAUUACACUUUGCAAUUUAAGGGCGAAGAAAACAUUCCCUGUGCCAUCACUUCGAAUCCACUUGAAAUCGAUCUGAACCGGUAUGAAAUAAAGUUGAAAAUACAUGCCAUGCCUUACAUCGCUGGUAUCUUUGUCAUUAGCUCCAGCAACUACACGAUAUUGUCGUGUAACAACGCCAUUGCUAAGAACAUGUUCGGUAAAUCUUCGCAAGAAUUGAAUCAUCAUUCCAUUGAUGAGAUCAUUCCCAACUUUACGAAGAUCCUAACAGCUGGUUUGGCUGAUAACUCUGAUUCGACCAGACUUUUGCCUGGUCUCGUACUUCCUGAGCAUUUUUUUAGAAAGUAUGAAGCUAUGUUGGAAAGUGAUAAUGGUCACACCCUGAUAGCGGAAGAGUUGUUCUUCAAUUCCAGAGGUAUCAAAGGUUUACAUCGUGACGGAAAGACGAUUCAUGUAGAUGUUCAAGUCAGAGCUUCCUCUUACGACACGUUAGUUCUAUGGGUGACGUAUUCUCGUGCUUCCACGAAACGGAAUAUCUCCAGUGAAUUGGAUCGACUCAAUUCUAGCACCUCUUCUCUUUCAUUAUCUUCUGAUGGUAAAUCUGUCAUUUCAUUGACUUCCUUGUCGGAUACAAAGACGAGAGGCAACACUAAUUUGCCGUCUCAAUUAAAGUUGCUUCCUAUAACGCAAGACUUUCUUGAUUUUACUCCAACAAAAGAUGAGAUACUCAGAAAGAACAGUACCAGGCAGCCCAAAAAUGGUUCUUUCGGAAUUCCCGUAAGCAGAUUGAACUCUUCACUAGAAAAAGCCAUUUCGAUAGAAAAACUCAACCAGAAUCUUGAAAUCUUCCAAAAUAGGAGAGUAAUAUCUGAUGGUUCCAAUACUUUAACUACUAUCCCUAUAUCUCAAGACUCUACCGAAACACAAGCUACAACUGCCAGCGGUAUUCAAAGUGAUAUUUCCAAGUUCGACAACAGAUCAUAUCACACUUACACCGAAGAGGAGAUUUUACUACACGAACAGCGUAUGCUUGACGAAAAGAUGGCAAAGUCUACCCAAUGGCCCAAGGAAGUGGGGAGCAGAAGAAGAACCAAGAAGUUUUCAGAAUUUGUAGUCUUGAAAGAUAUGGGAGAAGGUGCGUAUGGUAAGGUGGUGUUGGCUCAGCAUAAAGAAGAUCCGAUCUACAACAUCAUCGUGAAGUGCAUUGACAAAGAAAGAAUCUUGGUAGAUACCUGGGUUAGAGACAGAAAGCUCGGCACAAUUCCAUCAGAAAUCCAAAUUAUGGCAUACUUGAACUCGGAGCCACAUCCUAAUAUCAUGCGUAUUAUCGACUUCUUUGAGGAUCUGAAGUAUUAUUACUUAGAGACUCCUAUAUUUGGAGAUCCUCCAGCCAUUGAUUUGUUUGACUUCAUUGAAGUUAAGAAAAAUAUGUCUGAAUUGGAGUGCCAGUUCAUUUUCAAACAGAUUGUAUCAUCAAUCUACCAUUUGCACAAACACGGUAUUGUCCAUCGCGACAUAAAGGAUGAAAAUGUCAUUGUAGACGAAAACGGGGUUAUCAAGCUUAUAGAUUUUGGUAGUGCCGGUUACACCAGACUGGGACCCUUUGAUGUCUUUGUAGGUACCAUUGACUAUGCAUCUCCAGAAGUGUUGAGAGGUGAAAAGUACGAAGGUAAACCACAAGAUAUAUGGGCUUUAGGAAUCUUGUUGUAUACGAUGAUGUACAAAGAGAACCCAUUCUACAACGUUGACGAAAUCAUGGAAGGUGAUCUUCGUGUACCUUAUGUGAUCAGUGAAGCUUCGUUGAAAUUAAUAGAGAAGAUACUUGUUAGGGAAGUAAACAAGAGGCCCACCAUCACGGAUAUAGUAGAAGACGAGUGGUUACAGAUAUGA